Messenger RNA from Vicia faba (fava bean), 2475 nucleotides. The record is from the annotation of a GenBank genome assembly. NCBI's taxonomy places the organism in Eukaryota, Viridiplantae, Streptophyta, Magnoliopsida, Fabales, Fabaceae.
AUGCCAUUAACACCGAGUCCAACUCCGACUCACAAGAAGGUGAAUUUUCUUGUGACUUCACGUUCUGUUGAUGCUGCUCCAAUUGUGGAUAGUGAUAGUAACAAUCUAGGGAAUUUGACCACAAGAGGAAAAUCGUCGAGUGCUAGAAGUAUUAUGCCGAAAUUGAACUUUCCGUAUAAUAGGACUUCAUCAUCUGAUGUUGAAAAGGCGAUAAGUUUGGCUCCGGAAAGUCCUUGUGAGAAGCCUUCUGUCUCUGGAUCAGGAUCAGUGUCUUUGAGUAAGCUGUUUGCUCCUAAGAUUUAUAGAACUUCUUCGCUACCGGUUGAAGAAAUCGGGCGUGUUAAUAAUGAGUUUGCUUUUGGUGGAUGUCUUGGUGCUUCUCCAUAUAGAAGCCAGGGAUCGAUAGCUCGUACUCGUUCAGAGCCGGUAGAUAGCAAAGAAAAAAUCAUAAGGAAAAUGGAUAAGUUUUUCCGCAUUAUUCCUUCCACCCCAGGUGCAAAGGAAGUUAAAGAAUGGUUAAAAGCUUCUGCAGAAAAGGAUACAGAAAAUGGCGGUGAUGACGGUGAAGAUAUAGCUGAAGAGGAAGCUGUGUGUAGGAUUUGUCUGAUUGAGCUAUGUGAAGGAGGUGAGACGCUGAAGAUGGAAUGCAGUUGCAAAGGUGAACUUGCAUUGGCUCACCAAGAAUGCGCUAUCAAGUGGUUCAGUAUCAGGGGUAACAAGACAUGUGAUGUGUGCAAGCAAGAAGUUCAGAAUCUCCCUGUCACUCUCUUACGCAUCCAAAAUGUUCAAACUCAGAAUACCGGAGCAAGGUCUCAGCAGGAAGACGACUUCAGGCAUGAAUUGAUAGAUAAUGCAGCAGCAAGUGCUCGAUCAUGGAUAGGAAGAGCUAAAGAAGCAGCAAGACAUGAUCAAAGAAGAUUAGAGAAAUUCGUGAAUGUUGAAGGAAUGAUACCCUCAUUAAGAGACCCGGAGCGCUUUAGUUUUUGGUUGGCUACCCUCUCCAAUCGGAGGCCUUCAGAAAGAUUGGAACUCCUACGCAUUAGAGAUACCAAAGAGCAAGGAGUGGAUAUCAAUGCAAUCGAUAGAAUUUUGCUUCAAUCUUCAAAGCCAUUUCUUCACACUAAUGUUGAUUGCAAUGCAUUAUUUGCUGCUGUGGUCAGCAGGCAGAUAAAUGUUGUUAAACUCCUUUUGCAGGUUGGUGUAAGACUUGAUAUCAAGGUCAAAUUAGGAGCUUGGUCUUGGGAAACAGAUACAGGAGAAGAAUUCCGUGUUGGUGUCGGACUAGCCGAGCCUUUUCCAAUCACAUGGUGUGCUGUAGAAUAUUUUGAAUCCACUGGCACUAUACUCAACAUGCUUCUCCAUCACCUCUCACCUAAUAGUUUUCACAUGGGAAGAACUCUCUUGCACCACACCAUCAUUUGCAACAAUGAAAGAGCAUUGAAUGUACUUCUGAAUAAUGGGGUUGAUACAGAAUUGGCCCUUCAAACUACUGAAGAAGAAACCAAUCUAUACCCUAUUCACAUGGUUGCACGCCUCGGACUAUGCAACAUUCUUCAAUGUUUGAUUAAUGGUAACUGUAACUUGGACUCGCAAACAAAACUUGGUGACACGGCGUUGAUGGUUUGCACAAGGUAUAAACAUGAGAAGUGUCUAAGAGUUUUAGUAUCAUCAGGAGCUGAUUUGGGGAUAGUAAAUUCGUUUGGUUAUUGCGCAACUUCAACAUCAACUUCUAUUCAUUGGACUAAAGAAUAUCAGAAAGCAGUUUUGGAUAUAAUUAGAGCCAGAAAGGUUGUUAAGUCUAGCAAUGCGUCUAGAUUUUCAUCUUUGUUAUUCGUCACUCACGCGAAUGACAUAGAGGCUUUGAAAAAAGUCGUUGAAAACAGAAACAUAAAUCUAGAUGAGCAAAAUGAGAGUGGAUUUUCAGCUGUCAUGAUAUCUGCUUCAGAGGGUAGCGUGGAGGCAUUCAAGUUGCUUCUUCAUGCUGGAGCUGAUGUAACCAAUCUUAAAAACAAAGAUGGUUUAACAGCUCUAGAUAUCAUAGAUUUGAAACAAAAUGGUGAAGAUGGUCAUAAGGUGAUGUUUGAAUAUGCACUUAAAAAGGGAUGUUUGAAUAUUAGUACUUUAGCCGAAGCGAAUACUCUUCACCGUGCAGCUUGUUAUGGAGAUAUAAACAUGGUUGAAAAACUACUAAAGGAAGGGAAUUACGAUGUGAAUGGUUUUGAUGAAAAUGGAUAUACACCAUUGAUGUUAGCUGCCAGAGAAAGUAAUGGAGAAAUGUGUGGCCUUUUGAUAUCUCAUGGAGCAAAAUGUGAUAUUAAGAAUGAAAGACAUGAAACAGCACUUUUACUUGCAAGAGAAAAAAAUUUGAAAGGAAAUGAUGCAGAGAAUGUGAUCAUGGAUGAGUUAGCUAGAAGAGUAGUAUUGUGCGGUGCGCGUGUGAAGAAACAUACAAAAUGUGGUAAAGGACUUUCAUGA